AUGAACAAAGCUUCAAAGCACGUAACGGAAAUGAUCAAUGUACUGAACUUUUUGGGUGUUCUUUUUGGACCUUCUAUUGAUUUAAAAGUUAGAGGUGCUGAUGUUUCCAUCUUUAGGAUAUCAGCUCAAGCAUCCUAUAAGGCUCCUGACAAAGCAUGCAAGAGAGUCAAGAAAUUGUUGAGUAAAGUUGCUAAAUUGUAUCAAAAGAUUGAAACUGGAGAUGUGGCUCAUCCUCCAAAGAGCACGGCUCGUUUUUUGCAAGAAAUGUUCUCCUUAGUUACUGAAAUUCAAAAUUGA
Molecule: messenger RNA, 297 nt
Organism: Naegleria fowleri
Lineage: Eukaryota; Heterolobosea; Eutetramitea; Acrasida; Naegleriidae
Exons: 1
Coding region: 1-297 (98 amino acids)
Source: RefSeq, a predicted model, not a curated record